UUCCUGGUUACGGGGUCGGGCAAAGGGCAAAGGUCAGCCUCCGGGGUGGAGAGCGCCUGUUUUGGGCCAUGGCCGCAUCUGGGGAACCCGGCCGGCAGUGGCAGGAGGAGGUGGCCGCGGUGGUAGUGGUGGGCUCCUGCAUGACCGACCUGGUCAGUCUUACUUCUCGUUUGCCCAAAACUGGAGAAACCAUCCAUGGACAUAAGUUUUUCAUUGGCUUCGGAGGGAAAGGUGCCAACCAGUGUGUCCAAGCUGCCAGGCUUGGAGCAAAAACAUCCAUGGUAUGCAAGGUUGGCAAAGAUUCUUUUGGCAAUGAUUAUAUAGAAAACUUAAAACAGAACGAUAUUUCUACAGAAUUUGCAUAUCAGACUCAAGAUGCUGCUACAGGAACUGCGUCUAUAAUUGUCAAUAACGAAGGCCAGAACAUCAUUGUUAUAGUGGCUGGAGCCAAUUUACUUUUGAAUACCGAAGACCUGAAGAAAGCAGCCAGGACCAUUAGCAGAGCCAAAGUAAUGAUCUGCCAGUUAGAAAUAACUCCAGAAACGUCUUUGGAAGCCCUGAUGAUGGCCCACAGCAAUGGAGUGAAAACAUUGUUCAACCCAGCUCCGGCGGUUGCUGACCUGGACCCUCGCUUCUACACCCUCUCAGAUGUGUUCUGCUGCAACGAAACUGAGGCUGAGAUCCUAACUGGCCUGAAGGUCCACAGCCCUGCAGACGCCUCGCGGGCCGCUCAGUUGCUCAAGGGAAGGGGCUGCCGCGUGGUCAUCGUCACCUUAGGCGCUGAAGGGUGUGUGACGCUGUCAGAGACAGAACCCACACCAAAGCACAUUCCCACCGAGAAAGUCAAGGCUGUGGAUACCACGGGUGCUGGUGACAGUUUCGUGGGCGCUUUGGCCUUCUACCUGGCUUACUACCCAAAUCUGCCCUUGGAAGAAAUGCUCAAGAGAUCCAAUUCCAUCGCGGCUGUCAGUGUCCAGUCUGCAGGAACACAGUCAUCUUAUCCAUACAAAAAAGACCUGCCACUCGAUCUGUUUUGAUUGCUACUAACCCUAAAAUAAAUGUACCUGGAAAUAAAAUGGACUGGGGAGAGGGAGGUGGCCUCUUUCAGCCGGCAGCUUACUAUAAAA
Lutra lutra (Eurasian river otter) is the source of this 1127-nucleotide messenger RNA. RefSeq names its product ribokinase (gene RBKS). Lineage: Eukaryota; Metazoa; Chordata; Mammalia; Carnivora; Mustelidae. The record is from RefSeq and is a predicted model, not a curated record. The coding region runs from base 69 to 1037 and encodes 322 amino acids. The transcript is spliced from 8 exons. Gene Ontology annotation, molecular function: ribokinase activity. Gene Ontology annotation, biological process: D-ribose metabolic process.